Molecule: messenger RNA, 1736 nt
Organism: Drosophila willistoni
Lineage: Eukaryota; Metazoa; Arthropoda; Insecta; Diptera; Drosophilidae
Product: protein lifeguard 1
Exons: 3
Coding region: 152-1051 (299 amino acids)
Cellular component (GO): membrane
Source: RefSeq, a predicted model, not a curated record
CAGAACAGGAAAGAAUUCGCAUUUCAGAUUUCACUUCGUUUAUCACCAGCUUCUGGUGUAUCCAAAAAAAAUAUUAAAGAAAAGAAAAAACAAAACGCAAAAGAUAAGCAAAAUUUUUUUUAAAAAAAUUAAUUACUGAUAACUUGCCAAAAUGUCAUAUAACCGCAUGCAAAGUGAGCCAAAGGACUUGGCCACUUUAGCCAAACCACUUAAUAAUGGCGAACGAUAUCCACCUAUACCAUUGCCUCCACCGGCAAAUGCCGCCAUGCUGCCAACCGGAGUAGCCGCCGCCGAUCCAUUGGCCGUAUUGGAGACUGGUCAGAUCAUCAUACACAAUGGUUCCGCCUAUGUGGUGACAGGACCAAAAGAUGAUGAGAAUCCGAAUUUUGCAUUUAACGAUCAAAGCAUACGCAAAGGUUUCAUAAGGAAAGUCUAUGGAAUACUCUUGGUACAAUUACUCAUUACUUGCGGUGUUAUUGCACUUUUUAUCUACCAUGAGCCAACAAAAUGGUUUGUACGGCAAAAUCAAUAUGUUUUGGGAGUCGCAAUGGUCUCCAAUAUAAUCGUAAUGCUAUCGAUGGCCUGCUGUGAGACAGCUCGACGAAGUUUUCCGUUGAAUUUCAUAUGCCUGGGCUUCUUCACCGUGACCAUGUCCUUGUUGCUGGGCGCUGUGGCCAGUAGUUUGGAUUCACAAGAUGUCCUAAUGGCUGUGGGCAUAACAGUCCUGCUGGUGGUCGGCCUUUCCAUCUAUGCCAUACAAACCAAAUAUGAUUUUACCGCUUGGGGUGGUGUCCUGGUCUCGUGUAUUUUGUGUCUGUUUGUCCUAAGUCUUGUGGGUGCAUUUAAUCCUUCCAUUUUCUCAAAUAUUGCCAUUGCUUCGUUCGGCGCCCUGAUCGCCUGUUUCCUGCUCAUCUAUGACACUCAAUUGAUCAUGGGCGGCAAUCACAAGUAUCAGUUUAAUCCAGAGGAUUAUAUAUUUGCUGCCCUGACACUUUAUGUGGAUAUAGUGCGUAUAUUUUUAUAUGUUCUACGUUUGGUUGCCAGAAAAUAAACUGCAUUUGCAUGAGAAACAAAAAACUGUUUCUAAUAUAAACCUAAAUUAAUAUAUAUAUACUAAAUGUAUGUGAAUUUACCAUUUUAUAUAUGUGAAUGUACAUUGUGAAAAAUAUUUUACAAAAAAGCAAAAAAUAAGAACAAAAAAAAAACUAAAGACUCUUAAAUAAUUUUAAACAAUUAUGUUUAGCUCUAAGCUUGAUCAAAAUGGCCAUCAAAUGGUUAGCCAAAAGAACAAAAUAGUUUUAUAUAAAAUAUACACUAUGCAAUCAAAACGAAUGGAAAUGAAUUAUUUUUAUUAAUUUUAUACAAUUUGAAAGCUUUGAUAUAAUAUUUAAGUAACUGACCGUUUCCAUUCUUUAUCAGCAUUUGUUUUUAGCUGUUUGUCCCAUUCGUAGAAACAUCGAAGUUUUGUAGCAUAGUGUUAUUUUAAAUAAAAAUCCAUACUAAAAAAAAACGAGUCAAGGCUGUUGAUUUUAUAUAAUUGAAUUCAACUCAACAUUUUAUGUUGCAUAUUUCAUUUUCUUUAUAUAUAUAUAUAUAUAUAUUAUUUUAUUAAGCUUAAGUUUGUUUUUGGCUCCUCUUUGUCAAUUGUUAAUUACAUACAUAUGUAUAAUUAUAAAUUUUAUAUGUAUAUGUGUAUUGGGGGUUGUAACUAUAAAAUACAAUCACAAAAAAUCGUA